Molecule: messenger RNA, 588 nt
Organism: Camellia sinensis
Lineage: Eukaryota; Viridiplantae; Streptophyta; Magnoliopsida; Ericales; Theaceae
Source: RefSeq, a predicted model, not a curated record
AUGUUUAAAGAAGAAGCCAAGAGAAGAUUUGAUAGGAGCUUUAAUCCUAUUAACUUGGAUUACAUAUUUGAAGGAGUUGAUCCAAUAAAUUUGGUCUCAGAUGAUGAUGAUGGUGGCGGCGGCGACAGUGAUGGCGAUGGCAGUGAUGGAAAUGAUGCUGGUGGCACCUAUAGAUAUCAAGCUCGACGUGAUGAUGGUGAUGGUGGAGACGCUUCUCACGGUGACGGCGGCGGCGAUAGUGGUGGCGGCAACAUUGGCAACGAUGGAAAUGAUGGUGGUGGCACCCAUAGAUAUCAAGCUCGACGCACUUCUCAAAGGUCAACUCCUAUUCCUACUCCAACUCAAAGUGACAUUAGUGGUGGUUUAGCACCAUUUGAUGGAGGAGGUGAUGAUGGUGACGGUGGAGGCGAUUCUCAUGGUGGCGGUAGUGGUGGCGAUACUAGUUUUGUCGGCGGCGGUGAUUGUGAUGGUACUAGUUUUGGUGUAAGAAGUGAAGAUUCAUUGGAGGAUUUGGAUUAUGCGAUGUUGGAGGGCAUUAUAAUGUUGGAGAACCUAUUGCACCUUCAUUGGAGGAUUUGGAUUAUGUGA